Molecule: messenger RNA, 282 nt
Organism: Staurois parvus
Lineage: Eukaryota; Metazoa; Chordata; Amphibia; Anura; Ranidae
Source: the annotation of a GenBank genome assembly
CAGCACCAGCGAGCACAUAAUGACCCUGUGGCACUGAACUACACCUUUGCUCAAGUAGUAACUGCUGGAUCACAUGCCUCACAACAGCUGAAGAACCUUCAGAGUCGCUGUUUGGUCCCAGGAUGGUAUGCUACUCACCUAGAAAGAUGGCUUACGUACUACCCACCCAGUCAACUUCAUAUAGUUGAUGGUCAAGAGUUGAGGAGCAACCCAGCUGCAGCCAUGGACAAUGUCCAGAAGUUCUUGGGAGUGACACCACAUUUCAAUUACACACAGGCAUUA